Molecule: messenger RNA, 1743 nt
Organism: Suricata suricatta (meerkat)
Lineage: Eukaryota; Metazoa; Chordata; Mammalia; Carnivora; Herpestidae
Product: gonadotropin-releasing hormone II receptor
Exons: 3
Coding region: 1-1131 (376 amino acids)
Biological process (GO): G protein-coupled receptor signaling pathway
Cellular component (GO): membrane
Molecular function (GO): gonadotropin-releasing hormone receptor activity; peptide binding
Source: RefSeq, a predicted model, not a curated record
AUGUCUCUAGGCAACGGCACCCCUCGGGGACUAGCAGCGGGGGAGGAGGUCUGGGCGGGAUCCGGAGUAGAGGUGGAGGGCUCAGAGCUGCCCACCUUCUCGGCUGCAGCCAAGGUCCGAGUGGGAGUGACCAUUGUACUGUUUGUUUCUUCGGCUGGAGGGAACCUGGCCAUGCUGUGGUCAGUGACUCGGCCACAACCCAGCCAACUCCGCCCCUCUCCUGUGCGGCGACUCUUUGCCCACUUAGCAGCUGCUGACUUACUAGUCACCUUUGUGGUUAUGCCCCUAGAUGCCACCUGGAAUAUCACUGUUCAAUGGCUGGCUGGGGACAUUGCGUGUCGGACACUCAUGUUCCUGAAGCUAAUGGCCAUGUAUGCUGCAGCUUUCCUGCCUGUGGUCAUUGGACUCGACCGCCAGGAAGCAGUACUCCGCCCGCUUGGACCCCGCUCAGCUGGAAGGAAACUUCUAGGGGCAGCCUGGGGACUUAGUUUCCUGCUUGCCUUGCCCCAGCUGCUCCUGUUCCACACGGUCCGGCGAGCUGGCCCAGUCCCCUUCACUCAGUGUGUCACCAAAGGCAGCUUCAAGGCUCGAUGGCAAGAGACCACCUAUAACCUCUUCACCUUCUGCUGCCUCUUCCUGCUACCUCUGACUGCCAUGACCAUCUGCUACAGCCGUAUCGUCCUCAGUGUGUCCAGGUCCCAGACAAGGAAGGGGAACCACGCCUCUGCCGGUGAAUUUGCCCUCCGCCGCUCCUUAGACAAUCGCUCCCGUGUUCGUGUGCGGGCCCUGAGACUGGCCCUACUUGUCUUGCUGACCUUCGUCCUCUGCUGGACACCUUACUACCUGCUAGGCCUGUGGUACUGGUUCUCUCCCACCAUGCUAACUGAAGUCCCUCCCAGCCUCAGUCACAUCCUUUUCCUUUUUGGUCUCCUCAAUGCUCCCCUGGAUCCUCUUCUCUAUGGGGCCUUUACCCUUGGCUGCCGGAGAAGGCACCAAGAACUUAGUAUAGACUCCUCCAGGGAGAAAGGUUCUGAGAGAAUGCCCCAGCAGGCGACUCUAGCACUUAGACAGCUGGAAGUACAAACAAAUGUGGCAGCAGGGGCAGGAGAAACAAUAGAGACAUUCCUAUAACACGCAUUUGCCCAGAACAGAGUAUGUAGGAACAGAACAAUUAUUCUUUAAUAUCACAAGAACACCUCACUUCUGCCCAUGCUCUCUUAGCUUCCCAAGAAAAAGAAAUCCUGAGCAGUGUUCUCUACGUUGACCCUAGCUGAAACUUGAAGACUCUAUCUGAUGUAAAAAAUCACAGAACUGAGUCCCCAGAAGUAUCUCCACAGUGACUCACACUGCUUUACCAUAACUAGUGCUUCAGAGCUUGCAAUGUUAGAACAGGAAAAUAAUUUAAAUGUACAAAACAAAAAUGGGACAUUUAUUCAUAACUCAAAAAAAAAACCAAAAAAACACAACCCACUAAGCAAGUAGAGCGAGAGUUAAAUAUAAACACGGCGAAAAACCUGGCGAGUUCCACCCCAGCCCUACUUCUCCAAGGCUGCAUGGUCAAAAAGAAUUUCCAGAGAGAACACCCGGAUGACAGAGUCAGCGCCGCCUCCGGUCUGGACUCCUGCUGCGUCUUCGGCCACCUCUAGGGAAAAGGAAGAGUCCAUCAGAGGAACAUACUACUAUGUCCUUAUGUUCCCUUCACCAAGAUAGUCUGCCCUCUCCACUUUACCUCCUCUUGCCCUU